AUGGUUCAGGAGGAUAAACUCGAAGGAACGAAACCUGACAGUUCUGCUGCCACUGUUGUCAAGGUAUCGUUCGAAAGACAGCUCGACAAGUUUUUGGCCAAAAUCGUGUUGACGGAUGAAGAGAUCAGAACGCGUUACGAGCCCAUUUGUUUCAAGAUUGACGAGAUUUUCCGGCCGAUCUUCCCGAAAUGCACGACGCGGCGUUUCGGCUCAACGGCCUGUGGUUUGGGUUUGAAAGACUCGGAUCUGGAUAUUUUCUUCAAUCCAGGUAUACCAGUGACGUUCGACGACAGCAUCACUGGACCACACGUGAUAGCCUUUGAAAAGUUAUUUGCCGUCAUAGAGAAAACAUUGCGCUCCCAUUCCAAAUUGUUUGCCCGUAUAAUCACGAUUCCGAUGGCAAGGGUACCAAUUAUUAAGUUCAUUUACAAGCCGACAAAGGUAAACUGCGAUCUCUCGUUCAAAACUUGCUUGGGGGUGUACAACAGUCAAGUGAUAAGGACGUACCUGUCCAGUGAUCCCAACUUUUUACCAGCAAUGUUGAUUAUCAAACAGUGGAUCAAACGAUGCGACUUGAAAGUUCCAAUUUCAAAGUACACUGCAGCUGUGUUAUUUAUAUUUUACUUGCAACAAUUAGAACUGGUGCCAGCAGUGAGCGAACUGAACAAAAAUUUCAAUGCUCCAUUUAGGAUUCAAGGCUGGGAAAUUCAUCAUAACGCUGGAGGGUCAGAUUUUCAAGCAAAAUUUAGCGACAUGAGUAUUCCUGAUUUGCUACUUGGAUUUUUUAAAUUUUAUUCCAACUAUGACUUCUAUAGUAGCAUUAUUAGCGUUAACAGCGGCAAAUCGUACAAUAGAGCGUUAUUGAUGAAUAAAAGUGAAAUUUUACUAAACGCUUUGAUAGUUCAAAAAGAUGAUAGUACAAAUAAUACAAAAGGGGGUAUUCAUUUGCCUUAUUGGAUUACACCAAUGUGUGUCCAAGAUCCAAUUGAGUUAAAUUCUAAUAUAGCCAAAAACAUUAAAAAUGUUCACUUGGAGGCUUUCCAAGUAUAUUGUUCUGCCACAGUAAGCAUUAUUGAAAAAUCAUCGAGUAACAAGUACCUUGAUUUACUUGAUAAUAUAUUUAACUUUAGUCGAAUAAAAAAGCCAAAACUAAAAAUUGAAGAUAAGCCAGAAACGUUUUUCUUUGACAUUCCUAUGAAAGUUGUGAGUCACGAGAAUGUUACAGAUAGGAAUAACGUAAACAAAUGGUUUGAUGACAUAUUUAAUCUGACCAAGUGUUUUUUGGAGCAAGUUUUAUGUUUAAAAGUAGAAGUUGUGAGUAAUGUGGAAAAAUCAAAAAAAUGUGGUUUAAAUGUACUAGUUGAUACAUUACAUAAUUCAAAAGAAAACAUUACAAUUUUAAAUUGUAAGGGAUCGCACCAGCUGUGGUUAAGACAAAAAGAUAUUUGCAAUGGUCUUAACAAUCGCAAUCCUCUUGAAAAAGACAUUAUAAUUUCAAAAGCAAUGCUUGAAAAACCAGAUUUUCUUAAUUUAAAAACAGUUGUAGAUUUUACCAUAGAAUUUAUAAGAUUAACGGAUAAAAAUCCAUUACAAAAAGUUUUUAAUUUGAAACAACAGUCCCUGAGAUUCAGUAAGAAAAAAAAGGUGGUUAAAAAAGCCAGUACAAUCUUAAAGUAA
Molecule: messenger RNA, 1677 nt
Organism: Copidosoma floridanum
Lineage: Eukaryota; Metazoa; Arthropoda; Insecta; Hymenoptera; Encyrtidae
Product: terminal uridylyltransferase Tailor-like
Biological process (GO): RNA 3'-end processing
Molecular function (GO): nucleotidyltransferase activity
Source: RefSeq, a predicted model, not a curated record